AUGAAGAUCAAGCAUCAGUUCACUUCGGUUGAACACCUACAAGCAAAUGGGCAAGCAGAAGCAGCCAAUAAAGUCAUACUAGUCGGAUUAAAGAAAAGGCUUCAAGAUGCAAAGUGGGCUUGGGCAUAUUGGACUAUGCCUCAGUCUGCCACGGGAGAAACACCCUUCCGACUUGCUUAUGGCAUAGAAGCCACGAUACCAAUUGAAGUCAGCAAGCAAAGUCUAAGGGUGAGAUUCUAUGAUGAGGUCGGCAAUCUUCAAGCACAUAAAGAAAAACUCGAACUACUCCCUGAAGUCCGAGAACAGGCCCAGAUAAGGGAAGCAGUGCUCAAGCAAAGGAUGACAAGUAGAUACAAUAAAAAAGUCAUUCGUAGAAGUUUCGCCUCAGACGACUUGGUCCUGAUUAGGAAAGACAUAGGUGUAAACAAGUCAGGCGAAGGAAAGCUCACUGCCAACUGGAAAUAG
Messenger RNA from Arachis ipaensis, 465 nucleotides. RefSeq lists its product as uncharacterized. The record is from RefSeq and is a predicted model, not a curated record. Lineage: Eukaryota; Viridiplantae; Streptophyta; Magnoliopsida; Fabales; Fabaceae. Gene Ontology annotation, molecular function: nucleic acid binding.